CUACAUCUCCCAGCAUGCCCCCCGCGGCCCGGAGCGAGGCGAGGCUCGGUGAGUCAGAGCCGCACAGUAAAUAUUUGUAUUAGCCGGAGCCGGCUCGCUAAUGGUGGACGCGUGAGGCGAAGGAGCGCGCGGCGGCGGGAGGCCGGAGCGGGCAGGCGACGGAGGCGCCAUGUCCGUGAACAUGGACGAGCUCAAGCACCAGGUCAUGAUCAACCAGUUCGUGCUGACGGCCGGCUGCGCAGCCGAUCAGGCGAAGCAGCUGCUGCAGGCGGCCCACUGGCAGUUCGAGACGGCCCUCAGCGCCUUUUUCCAAGAGACCAACAUCCCCUACAGCCACCAUCACCACCAGAUGAUGUGCACUCCAGCCAACACCCCCGCCACGCCCCCCAACUUCCCCGAUGCCCUCACCAUGUUCUCCCGUCUCAAGGCCUCCGAGAGCUUCCACAGUGGAGGCAGCGGCAGCCCGAUGGCCGCCACGGCCACGUCGCCCCCGCCGCACUUCCCACUCGCCACCACCGGCAGCUUCGCGGCACCCAGCUGGCCGGCUGUGGCCUCGCCCCCAGGGGGGGCACAGCACCACCAGCCGCAGCAGCCGCCCCUGUGGACUCCGGCACCCCCUUCCCCGGUGUCAGACUGGCCGCCCCUGGUCCCCCAACAGGCCGCCUCAGAACCCAGAGCCCACCCUGCCAUGGAGGCCGAGAGAUAAGGGAGGCCCCUCCCCCCUCCCGGAGGCCAGAACCCCGUGGGGCGGGGGAGAGGACGUCUCUGCGGGCCCCCUUCACCCUCUGUCUGCACCCCCAUUCCCCAGAGCCCUGGGGGGGAGAGACCGGACCCUUGUGCCAGUACGCAGGCUGCCCGCAUGCGUACCCAGCAGCGCGGGCCUGCGGCACCCAGCUUUCAUGGAUUUGGUUCAGAGUCGUCUGGGUGCAGGUGGACAGAACCUCAGAGAACAAGCAGCCUUCCCCCGAGGACUCACCUGCCCCACCCCACCCCAGGGGGCUGCGGAGCUCCCUGGGGCUGGUGGGCCUAGAUCCCCACCCUCGGGAAUGCAGAGCCUUCUCCGCAUGUGUGCGUGUCGCUGUGUCUGUGUAUUUAUAUGUAUGUCGCUCUUCGAGAAGCAACCUAGUUUAUGGGGCAGCUGGACUUUGCAUGUUAGAGUGAGCCCCCUCUCCCCUUGUCCGCCGUCCCUCUCCCCAGGGCCUUGCCCCUCUCCCCUGCCCCCUGGGCAGUCAGCCUUGCUGUUCCCUGCAGAGAAAAGGAUUGUGGGAAACUCCAGGACUCUUCCCACCCAUCCCCCAGCGCCUGCCUGCUGGGGCUGCCUGCAUGCCUCCCCAGAGCCCGGGGGUACCCCAUCCCCAGUUCCUUUCCCCCUUUUAACAAAGGAGAAGAAAGAGUUCCAAACCACCACCAGGCUCUGUGGUCUUGCCUCGUAUCCUAAGCUUUGCUGCCAGCUGGCCCAGUGUGGAGGGGGAGGGAGCCAACGGAGCCCAGAGCAGGGGCCCACCCCCCAGUCCCGCCUGGCUCCACACCGCUCCUGUCUGUUGCUGUGUUUUCAACCACAACAUGCUCUGGAAUCUUCCUGCCCACCCCAGGCUCUUCCCAUGAAGUUAGUUCCUGCCCUGUGUUCCCAGAACCCCUGCCUCCAUCUGCUCACCCUUCCCCCGUCCGACUGGACAGAUCCCGACCUCCAGGGCUAACAGCUGCCUUCCGGUCUGCCAGGGUUUCACAGAGGACUUUUCUUCCUGGCUUAGGGCCCCAGUGACUGGCUGCAGGCUGGACCCUCAGCCCAACCUCCAGCAAAUAUGCUGUGUGGGCAGGGCCCUCCCUUGGGGAGGCACAGGACACAGCACCCGUAGUAAGAUAGCAGGCUUGGCUGCAGAGCCCGUGGGGGCUAGCAGCAGGGACCGGACAAGGCUGAGCAGAGUCUAACCCGCAGCUCAAACCUUUGGUUGCUAAGGAGACGAACCACUCGGGCAACAGUGGAUCCCCGGCUGCUAUCAAGCCAGGCUAGGGCAGGCACCUGUUCUUGCUCCAAGGGAGAAGCCAGGGCGCCCCACUCUGUCCUGGGCAGCCUGUACCAGUGGAGGGCAUCCCUGGGGCGGCUUUGGGAGAAGGUAGCCUUGGCCUUGUACCCCUUCGUGACGAGCUGGAACGUGGGGAAGGAAGGAGGUGGGGGCCUCUGCAGCUCUUCACUGACAGACCUUACUCCCUAAUCCGGGAGAGCCUGCCAGCACUCAGCCCUCUGUGGACGGCGUCUGGGUUGGGGAGUUCUAUUUUGGAAGGUCUCCUGCUUGACAGGUGUCUCAGCGCCUGCCAUCAACAGUUCUGCUCUCGCUCCCCAGGGAUGCCGUGCUGCCACUUAGCCUCACCUCUGCCCUGUUGGAGCCUGGACAGGCUCUGCGGACCACUGUCUGUCCCCGCUUAUCACUGAAGACUGACUGCGGCGCCCCUGCUCUAGCUGUUGCUUAUGUUCUGGAAGUGUGUCCUCACCUUGAAGCCCACCCUUCUAAUAGCCUUCAGAGGAGGCGCAGCUCUGUCUGGGGUGCCUGUGGUGAGGGAAUUGCGGGAUGGGGCAGGAUGAGAAGGGGGAGGCUGCCCUAGGCCUCUUUACUUUCAUCCUUUUGGAUGGAAGACAAUUCUCAGGGAGCUGCCACAUCUCCCUCUAAGUGUAGGAAAAAUGGUUUGUAGAGGCAAGUAAGUAUUUCUGGGUUAUCUGUGACAUGGGGGUUAUCUGUAACAGUGUGCCUGAGCUCCCCAGUGCGCAGAUUACUGAGGUGGCCGUAUGCGUUGGAGCCACACAAGACAGUGUACAGUCCAGAAUGUGCACUCAGCCUACCCCCAGGUGGGCCCCUGGGUGGCCUCUAACAGCCUACCCCCAGGUGGGCCCCUGGGUGGCCUCUAAGUGAUCCACACCCUUGCUACUCAAAGUGUGGUUCCCAGACCAGCGGCAUAACCUGGGAACUUGUUAGAGAUGCAGGACCUCAGCCCCCAGCCCAGAUCUACUGAAACAGAAUCUGCUUCUGACAGGAUCCUCACAUGCCCAGUGGACAUUCAAGGGUGAGAAUGUCCCAACCUGACCAAGCCUAGUUCUGUUUCUGGAGGCCCCCACGGGCUGGGCCUGGAGGUCCCUGGUGGUCUCAUUAGGGCUGGCAGGGACUUGAGGUUCCUGUAGAUCCAGCUCUUCUAGCGUGGGCACUCUAGACAUCGGAGGCUGGGUCCUUCUCUGCCAUGGGCGCAUCCUGUAUGCUGUGAGAUGUUGAGCAGUAUCGCUGGCCCCUUCCCAUGAGUAGAUGCCAGGAGCAGCCCCCAGUUGUGACAACCAAAAAUGUCUAUAGGCACAGUGAAACAUCCCCUGGAAGCAAAGUCACCCCAGUAGAGAGAUCCCACGCUGCCUGUGGUUCCGUAGCUGGCUGCACAGCAUGGCCUCCAGGGAGCUCCCAGGCCCCACGGCAUCAGAAUCCCUGGGGGGGCCCUGACAGUACAGUUUUAAACAUUCCCCAGGAUAUCAGUGAUCGACUUGUGAAUGUACUAAAAACCACUCAAUCGUAUACUUUAAAAACUGUAUGGGGGCUUCUCUGGUGGCGCAGUGGUUGAGAAUCUACCUGCCAAUGCAGGGGACACGGGUUCGAUCCCUGGUCUGGGAAGAUCCCACAUGCCGUAGAGCAACUAAGCCCGUGCGCCACAACUACUGAGCCUGUACUCUAGAGCCCGUGAGCCACGACUACUGAGCCUGUGUGCCGCAACUACUGAAGCCCACGCGCCUAGAGCCUGUGCUCCACAACGAGAGAAACCACCGCAACGAGAAGCCUGCGCGCUGCAACGAAGAGUAGCCCCCGCUCACCACAAUUAGAGAAAGCCCGCAUGCAGCAACAAAGACCCAACACAGUCAAAAAUAAAUAAAAUAAAUAAAUUUAUAAAAAACUGUAUGGCAUGACACUUAUGUGUCAUAGCUGUUAUUAAAAGUAGAAUGGUUCCCGGGUGAUUCUGAUGCAACACAAGCCCCUCGUGGCAGCUGGGAGCCACCAGACUCGUGACCCUCCAGCAUGCAGAGCACAAGGGUCCCUUGGGUCCUUGAGGCAACUGUUCUGGAGGAGGGCCCAGGAAUCUGAUUUCUCUCUUUUUAAAAAUUUUUUUAAUGGACUUUAUUUUUUAAAGCAGUUUUGUUUUUUUUAAUUCUGUUUUUGAAUUUUAUUUUAUUUUUUAUAUAGCAGGUUCUUAUUAGUUAUCUGUUUUAUACAUAUUAGUGUGUAUAUGUCAAUCCCAAUAUCCCAAUUCAUCCCACCACCACCACUUUCUCCCCUAGGUGUCCAUAUGUUUGUUGUCUACAUCUGUGUCUCUAUUUCUGCCCUGCAAACUGGUUAGGAAUCUGAUUUCUAACAAGGGCCCCAGGCACAGCGGAAACUGGAGCAGGAGGGGGCAGAGGGCAGGGCUGGAGCUUUCCAGCAAUGCUGAGGCCCUGUCAGGUGUGAGCCUCUGAGCAUCUCUCAGGCAAGCAAAGGGGUCAGGAAAACUCACUCAAGGGGAGCUAGAGGUGGGACAACAUAGAUGCCACGUGACCCAGAACUCAAGGGCAGCACAGAACCAGGAACUUCAAUUUCCCCAAACCUUGAGUCUCAGAAGCAAAACUGAAGGAGUCAGUAACCACCUACUACACGUUCAAGUGUAAACUGGCUAAAAAGCAAAGCUGCUGAUGUAGGAACGGAAGAGACUCACAUUUACAGCCAUCCUCAGCUGUCCACCUCGGGCACCUCCUAGGAGCUGCCUCAGCAGCACACAGAGACCAGCCUUGUCACCUCAAAAGUCCAGCCUCUGGGCUUCGUCACCACUAGACUUGAGCUCCAGAUCGCUCUCUUUCCAAGAUUCCAUUGUGAAAACACCAUUUGCAUCCAUGAGGUUGCUGGAAAGAAUGUGAUUGGAGCUCUCAUUUCUGAAGAGGGUAUAUGGCAGCAUGUGGAAUGGAGGCCCGGCCUCCCCAGGUGACAAGCGGUGGGUGAGCCCUUCAGGUCUGAUGUUAAAUGAUCAGGGCGUGGCUGUCUUAGGGGUUUGCAGAUUCACAGGCCUCUGAUAUGUGCUGUUGGGCUUGAUUUGUCGGCCAGCACUUUAAAAUCAGGAGAGUUAAAUAAAAAAAAUUAAAAAAAAAAAUCAGGAGAGUUUACAAGAAAAGCCUCACU
Molecule: messenger RNA, 5171 nt
Organism: Globicephala melas (long-finned pilot whale)
Lineage: Eukaryota; Metazoa; Chordata; Mammalia; Artiodactyla; Delphinidae
Gene: UBALD1
Product: UBA like domain containing 1
Molecular function (GO): protein binding
Source: RefSeq, a predicted model, not a curated record